Baudoinia panamericana UAMH 10762 is the source of this 1782-nucleotide messenger RNA. RefSeq lists its product as uncharacterized. The record is from RefSeq and is a predicted model, not a curated record. The transcript is spliced from 6 exons. Gene Ontology annotation, molecular function: transmembrane transporter activity. Bases 1 to 1782 code for a protein of 593 amino acids. Gene Ontology annotation, biological process: transmembrane transport. NCBI's taxonomy places the organism in Eukaryota, Fungi, Ascomycota, Dothideomycetes, Mycosphaerellales, Teratosphaeriaceae.
AUGUCAGAUCUCAACGAUUCUGCCGUCCAAGCUCAUCAUGAGAAAGGGGACUCUGCUGAGUUGCGGGAGAUAGCCGGCGAUGGCAAUCUUGUUUACGCUGAUGUCGAAGACGAGCCAGCUCUCCACUGGAAAACAUGGCUUGCUAUCCUGGCCAUCUUCUUCCAACAGUUCGCAACGCUCUUCGCCCUUAUAGGCCCUCCCACGGUGCUCAUUUACAUUGGGAGAGAUUUGCAGAACUCGCAAAGGCAGAACUGGAUCCCCAACAUUGCGCCAAUGGUGCAAGCUUCGUUGGGUCCUUUCUUUGCCUCAGCCUCGGAUACCUUCCAGAUCCGAAAACAAUUCUUGAUGGGAUUGAGUGUUCUCGGCUUCAUCGGCUCAACGAUCGCACCAGGAUCGCAAGACAUAUACCGGCUCAUUGGGGCUAGUCUGUUGAUUGCCAUGGCUAUUGCGACAGGGCCGAUCGCGUACGCCGUACCUAGCGAGAUUGUUCCUAGAAGAUGGCGUCCAUUUGCACAAGGUGCGAUUAACGUUGGCGCAGGUCUUGCCGCCACCACCGCGCCCAUUAUCUGCGGUGCCAUGCAAAGCGGAAUUGGCGGUGGUGGAUGGCGCAACACUUAUUGGCUUCAAGCUGGACUCUGGGGCGCGUCAACCAUCGGAAUCCUGGUUGGGUACAACCCACCCAAAAGGCAUACACGGUAUGACCACCUCUCUUGGAUUCAAAAGCUAGGCAAAUUGGACCUUGUUGGGUCCUUUCUUCUGACAGCCGGAAUGACUUUGCUAAUCACCGGACUCAACCUUGGUGGAAACUUAUUCCGAUGGAGGAGCGCUGAAGUGCUCGGAUGUCUGAUCUCCGGUAUCCUAAGCUUGAUAACGUUUGGCGCCUAUGAGGCAUGGGGCACAGCUACUGGCAUCCUACAUCACGAUCUCUUCCGAGACAACGGGCGCCACCUGGCAGCUCUGACAACUUGCUGCGCGCUAUUUUGGUUGGAAGGGUUGAUGUUCUUCGGCUUCGCCAAUUUCUACCCGAUUUUGAUGACCUUCCUCUUCACGACCAAUACUGUGAUGGUGGGAGUAUACUCGCUUCCGUGUUUUGCCAUCGCAACAGUAACAACCAUGCUAUUCGCUGCAUUCAGCAGCAAAGCCAAGAUGAUACGCUCACCACUGGUCAUCGGCUUCGCAAUCUGGACGGCUGGUAUUGCGGUGCUCGCAGCUGUGCAGCCCGGACAGCUCGGAAUCGCCCUUGCAGGGGCAACGCUCGUGGGUGUUGGCAUUGGUGCCCCCAUAGUCCUGAUUAUUGCAGCCGUGCAGCUCUCCAGUCCCCACCACCUGAUCGCCACUGCCACAGCAGCCGUUGUCGCUUCACGUGCGCUGGCUGGUGGAAUUUUCACCGCAGUAUACUCGGCUGUCAUGACCAACCGCCUCGACAAGUACAUCCCGUCAUACGUUUCUACGGCGGCGCUUGGUAGCGGUCUUCCCCCAAGCUCGCUUGGUGCGUUCAUCGGAGCACUCACGUCGCACGACUUUGCCGGGCUGUCUCAGAUACCCGGCGUAAGUCCUGCCAUCACUGCUGCUGGUGCAGCCGCAUUGACAAAGGCAUAUGCUGAUGGAAUACGCGUCAUCUUCAUCAUUGCAGCGCCGUUCGGCAUCGUUGCUUGCAUUUUUACGUGCUUACUUCCGAAUCUCAAGGGGAAGAUGGAUUACCUUGUCGAGGCGCCGAUGGAAGAAUUGCACCAUCGUCAUCACCAUUUUUCGCAUUCGACAUCUCCGGGCAGUCAUCAGUGA